GCUGGAGGAGAAGAGCCUUCAGCCCUGUCCUUCCUCCCGAGGCCCUGCCCCUUCUGGGUUGUAGAGCCCUCUCUUCCACCUCCUUGCUCAGGGGUCUGGCAGUUCUGUUGGCAGUUUUGUGCUUAAUCUUGCACUGCCUGCUCCCCAUUCUAUUUACAGCCUUUCUCAGCUCUCUUGCUGAUGGAUCCACCCUGCAGACUCCACAAGCUAUACUUACGGAUAAGAAAAGUCUGAACAGUACAGUCGGCUGUGCAUUGUGCCAUUAUGCUACUGCAGCUGUUACCAAAUACUAAACAGCCUUUUCCUCUCCCUUUUCAGGAUAAUAGUUGCUUUCCUUCAACCAGCAUGGUGAGACUGCGGAUUUCCAGCACCAUUGUUGUGGUUUUCCUCAUGAUUCAGACUGGAUUCUUAUUGUUUAUGUAUGCGCAACAUAACAACUUCCUGCCUCGAUCUGAAGAGAAGCCAUCUCAGGUGCACAUCCUCAUUCUGUCUUCCUGGAGGUCAGGAUCUUCCUUUGUUGGCCAGCUCUUCAGCCAGCACCCGGAUGUCUUCUACCUGAUGGAGCCUGCCUGGCACGUGUGGGUGACGAUGUACCAGAACAGUGCCAAAGUGUUACAGAUGUCUGUUAGAGACCUAGUCAGGUCUGUGUUCAAGUGUGACAUGUCUGUGUUCGAUGCCUACAUGCCUUGGAAGAGAAACUUGUCUGAUCUCUUCCAGUGGGCAGUGAGUCGGGCACUCUGUUCAGCCCCUGCCUGUGAUUCCUUUCAGCGCACUGACAUCACCAAUGAAAUGGCUUGCAAGACCCUUUGUGGCAAGUACCCGUUCAGCAAGGUGGAGGAGGCUUGCAAGACAUACAGCCACGUUGUUGUCAAGGAGGUCCGGUUCUUCGAUCUGACCGUUCUCUAUCCCCUUCUCACUGACGCUUCCCUGAACCUCAAAGUCAUUCACUUAGUGCGUGACCCCAGGGCUGUUGCCAAGUCACGAGAACAGUCAGUAAAAGCCUUAGCGCGUGACAAUGGGAUUGUUCUGAGCAUGAAUGGUACUAAAGUGGAGGACAGCAAAUUUAAAGUAAUGCAGGAAGUUUGUAGAAGUCAUGUCCAGAUUUAUGAAACAGCUACUCAGAAAUCUCCAAGAUUUCUAAAAGAUCGCUAUUUGAUGAUCCGUUUUGAAGAUCUGGUACGAGAUCCCUUAUCAGAAAUCAGGGACAUGUAUAAAUUUGCAGACCUUAGACUGACCCCCAAACUUGAAAGCUGGAUAUAUAAUAUCACACAUGGCCAAGGAGCAGGAAAGAAAAAGGAAGCCUUCAAAAUCACCUCCCGAGAUGCAGUUAACGUUUCCCAGGCCUGGAGGAAUAUUCUUUCCUUCCAGAAAAUCAAGAAAGUACAAGAAGUUUGCAGAGGUGCUAUAAAUAUGCUUGGCUAUAAACUUCUGGAUUCUGAGAGAGAACAAAAAGAUUUGUCAUUAGAUUUAGUGUUGCCAAGACAAAGAAAGCAGUUCAGUUGGGCAUCAUUCAGUCCAAAGAACUAAGACAGAGAGAUAUUUUUGUAAAUGUUAUCCACUGUGCAAUGUACAGGUAGUAUGAAAAGUUCUGGCUGCCAAGUUUAAUCCUACUCAUAGCUGAUAUCUUUUUCAAGAGAUUGAAGUAUUUUUUUCCAAUUUCACAUUGGAGAAUAUGAAACAAAUAAAAAUGAAACAUGAGAUGUGUCAGUUUGCAGAUUUACAGCUGAGGUGAGCUGUUCUGAAUAUGCAUCUUGUAAAUAUUAUACCAGGAUGGGCAAUAAUUUUUGGCCAGGGGCCACUUCAAAAAUUUUUUGAAGUGAUCCCGGGCUGUCAUGGAAGGGGUGGGGCCUA
Messenger RNA from Pelodiscus sinensis (Chinese soft-shelled turtle), 1851 nucleotides. NCBI's taxonomy places the organism in Eukaryota, Metazoa, Chordata, Testudines, Trionychidae. The record is from RefSeq and is a predicted model, not a curated record.